AUGGUUACAAAAAAAAAGAUUCAAGAGAUAUCUAGUGCAUGGAAACAGAAUCGUCGAAUGAAGAGGUUAGCUGUGGGUCCGAUGAUAACUCCUGGGUAUAGUGAAUGGUGGGUUAAGAGAAUCAAUGAUAAUACACCCAAGUCAAGUCCAGAAAAUAGCCAGACAAUAGAAGAGCAUUUGCGGAUUAUUCCUUCUGAGUUGGAGAUCAUAAAGCAAGACUUUGAAAGGAAGAAUGCAGAUUUAGAAAAUAGGAUAGAGCAAAUGGAGGAAGAGAAGAUGAACUUGAGGUUAGACAUAGAUGUUCAAAAGCUUGAAAAUGAGAAAUUAAGAAAAGGGAAAGACAGGGUUAAAGAAGAGCUGGGUAGUUUAAAGACGGAUUAUAAAAAGUUACUUCUAUCAAUUAGAACCGCUGGGCUAGGAAAAACUUCAGAACAAUGGCGAACAGAAAUUCGAGAGGAAAAGAACAAGGUCGAUAUAUGGGAACAGAAAUUUCAGGAGGUUCAGACACGAAAUGAAACUUUAGAGAAGAGCUUAUCAGAAAGCCAAAAGGAAAAGGGCGAGUUAAAGGAUAGGGUAAUCGAAUUGGAAAGAUCUCUUCAUCUGUACCGAAAUCAGAAUUCUGCAAUAGAGUUGAGAACAAGCUUGAGCAAGAUCGAGGAAAUGAAGAAAAGAAUAGACGAGUUAGAAGCGGCAAUGCAAAAUUGUGAGAUCCGGAUCAAGUACUUAGAAGCAAAUGAAAGUCGUAAUAAUAAACAGCUUCACUACUUUCAGAAUCAAGUUAGGAACAGAGAUCAUAUCAUGGAGGAGGCUGUGGUCCAGAUUCGAGAAGUAACUGAUCACAUACAGUCUUUAGCAGUGCAGGCUGACAUACUGACUAGAGAGUUAAAAGAAGUGAAAGACUCGAUGGUCCACUUUGAGGAGGAUGAUGAAGACCCUGUUUAUCCCUCAGAUUUUACCCCGAUAAAUGUCCAGCCAGAUAUGCGUCCACAAGGGGCACCCCUUACUAUCAAAUCUCAACAAUAUCAGACGGAUACCUUAGCACCAAUGACUCGCUCGAUAGGCUCAAGAUCCAAUCUGAGGAACAAUCUAGCCAAUCCUAUUGCUCUUGAUAAUCCAGCAGAAAUAAAACAGGCGAGGGUAGAGUACCCAGAUACUAUAAAGGCCCCAAAGAGGAAGGGGAAUAAGGGAGAUAAUGCAGGCAGAUAUAGCAAGGGCCACUCAAAACCAAUCACUGUGGGCCGACGAAAGACAGAAACCACUAGCCAUCAGAGCCCUUUAAAGCACUCGAUAGAAAAUUGCACUGCAUUCAAAAAGAUAGUGGAAAGACUCAUUAAUAUAGGCAUUAUCAAGUUCGAUAAGGCCUCCAGUGCAGAAAAUCCACUACCCAACCACAUUGACAAUAGGGUGAAUGCAAUAUAUGAGAAGUUGGGAAGUGUUCACAUCAAUGACAUAUAG
Molecule: messenger RNA, 1455 nt
Organism: Gossypium raimondii (Peruvian cotton)
Lineage: Eukaryota; Viridiplantae; Streptophyta; Magnoliopsida; Malvales; Malvaceae
Exons: 3
Coding region: 1-1455 (484 amino acids)
Source: RefSeq, a predicted model, not a curated record